Molecule: messenger RNA, 534 nt
Organism: Bombyx mori (domestic silkworm)
Lineage: Eukaryota; Metazoa; Arthropoda; Insecta; Lepidoptera; Bombycidae
Product: craniofacial development protein 2-like
Exons: 1
Coding region: 1-534 (177 amino acids)
Source: RefSeq, a predicted model, not a curated record
AUGUCUAAAAACAAUUUUAAGAAGGCGAGCGAUCCGCGUGGCAUCCGGCGCCAUGAUCUUUCCGGGGAUCAGGGUGUGAAAUGUGCUACCGGCCAGGACGAUGUAGGCAACCAGGCAUCUCCUGGAAAAUAUGCUACUGGAAGGAGAACCAUACAGCUACGCAACAAGAUUCGCGUCGGUACAUGGAAUGUUCGUGGUCUCCUCAAGGAUGGCAAACUGAAGAUCUUGGAAAGCGAGCUAGAGAGAUGUAACUCCACUAUUACUGGCAUUAGUGAAACUCACUGGAAGGAUAGCGGCCACUUUGACACAGGGAAACAUACCAUAUAUUACUCCGGAAAAGAAAACAACAGCUUUGCCGGUGUGGCUAUUGCUAUACCAAAACUGUGGAAUAAUUCUGUCCUGGGCUACAACCCUGUUAAUGAGAGAAUUAUGUCUAUAAAAAUUGAUGCUUCACCAGUUCCAAUAAAUAUAGUCCAAGUUUAUGCACCCACAUCGACAGCUGAUGAUGAUAUCAUGGAAACUUUCUAUAAAUGA